UUGAAAACCAUAUCCCUUGCAACCAGCCACACAAUGAAAGUACUCCUGGUUCUAACUUUCCUGGCCACUUUGGCUCUUUCACUGGCCUUUCCCCAAGUGGGACAUGGAUCUGUAAAUGGACCCAGCGGGCGCUUUCCUAUGACGAAAAAUUGGGCGCAACCGCCGGUUGAUCUGCGAAAACCCAUUAUCUUUCUGCCAGAGGCCACGCCCAUUCACGAAGCUCAAGAAUCGCGCCCCCGACAAGCCAAACAUCGCAAAAGUGGAUAA
Molecule: messenger RNA, 267 nt
Organism: Drosophila santomea
Lineage: Eukaryota; Metazoa; Arthropoda; Insecta; Diptera; Drosophilidae
Exons: 2
Coding region: 34-267 (77 amino acids)
Source: RefSeq, a predicted model, not a curated record